UGUUCAUUAUCCGUUUCUCUCUCCUGAAACCGCACUGCUUUUUUCCGUGAGAAAAAUGGAGGGAACUCUCUCUCCCGUUUUUCCUCUCUUCUCAGUUUCUCCUCACUCGAAUCUCUCUCUCUGUGAGAAAUCUCGUCUCCCGAAAAUCCCAUUGAAAUCCGACCACUCUACGUUUCAAAUCAGGGCCCUCGAUUCAGCAGACAGAAAUACAGCUUCAAGGGUUUCUCCUCAAAGAGCAGGGCUUUCAAAUCCCCCGAGGAAAACACAGAAGCUGCGUCCAGAGUUUCUGCCUCGUAGAGCAGGGCAUUUUGAUCCUGCGAGGAAGAUGCAGAAUCUGAACUCGGAGGUUUCUCCUCACAGAGCUGCUAGAACUUUGUGAGAGAGAGGUUAAUUCCAGUUCAUUGUGUGAUGAACCAGUCUUGUUGCAUUGCCACUCUACGCAGCUGGCAGUAUACCUGGUCAAUCCCCGCUGUCUAUCAAGUGGGCCUUACUGUGUAUCGUCCACAGUAAAGGAAUGCAGUGCCCCUAAUCCCUAUCUGUUUCAACUUUGCCCAUCAAAUGGAGAGUGAAAAUAGAAGAAAAUGGUCAGUCGUUUACAUUCAAGUGGGAAACAUCCAUGAAUCAGGAGGUUAGAAUCAAGGUGUCAAAAAAUGGUUGUGUAAUAGGCACUGUGGCUAUUACGUAAUGGUUCCCAUGAAUCAGGAGGCUAGAAUCAAGGUGUCAAAAAAACAGUUGCGUAAUAGCCACUGCGGCUAUUACGUAAUGGUAAUGAUGGGGACUGUUACGUGUUAUGGGGCCAUGAUGGUACGUAUCAUAAUGGCAAUAACGGUGGCCGUUACGGCCACCGUUCCGUUAUUGAAUACCUUGGCUAUAAUUGUCCAAUUGUUGUGGUUUUUGUGGGCUGGACCAUCUGCAGUAGGGCCAACCAGACGGAUGUUUCCGGUCAGCAGCACAUAUGGGGGUGAGUGGCAAUGAACACUGUAUGUUCCGUUGGGAUUAACCAAAAAACUAUUUGUUCUGGAAAAUGUAGGCAGAACUAGUCUAGCAGAUUUGUUCAUUUGG
Messenger RNA from Magnolia sinica, 1062 nucleotides. RefSeq lists its product as uncharacterized. NCBI's taxonomy places the organism in Eukaryota, Viridiplantae, Streptophyta, Magnoliopsida, Magnoliales, Magnoliaceae. The transcript is spliced from 4 exons. The coding region runs from base 56 to 379 and encodes 107 amino acids. The record is from RefSeq and is a predicted model, not a curated record.